CAAUAACUAUAACCACACAAACCCCAAUUAAACCCUCAUCUUCCCUAUCCUUCUUCUCGGAAACAAAAAAAAAAAAAAAAAUAUAUAGCUUCUUCUUCUUCUUCUUCUUCUUCAUGGCAGGAGAAUAUUCCGGUAGCCGGAGUUCCAACACGCAGCUUCUUGCUGAACUCGAAGCCUUAAGUGAAAACCUCUACCAGAAACCUCAGGUUUCAGUCGGUAACCGGAGAACCAACUCUCUCGCUCUCCCGCGCAGUUCUGUUCCAUCGCUUGUUACCUCUGCCGAUGAAGUGAGUACAGCACGAAUUGAGGAUCUGACAGUAUCGAAGCCCCGGGCUCGGCGUUUGUCGUUGUCUCCAUGGCGGUCGAGACCAAAGCUUGAGGUAGAAGAGGAAGAGAAUGUGACUGACAACAACAGAAGUGUCAAGAAACCAGAGGAGUCGUCAUCUGGAUUUAGUGGCAAGGAAGAGAAAAAAGGGAUAUGGAAUUGGAAGCCGAUUCGAGGGCUGGUUCGGAUCGGAAUGCAAAAAUUGAGCUGUUUGUUGUCAGUGGAGGUUGUGGCGGCGCAGAAUCUUCCAGCGUCGAUGAACGGUCUACGCCUCGGGGUUUGCGUGAGGAAAAAGGAAACGAAAGACAGUGCCGUUCAGACGAUGCCGUGUAGGGUUUCGCAGGGUUGUGCGGAUUUUGAAGAGACGUUGUUCAUCAAGUGCCAUGUAUACUACUCGCCAGCGAACGGGAAAGGUGCUCCGGCCAAGUUUGAGGCUCGUCCGUUUUUGAUUUAUCUCUUCGCCGUGGACGCCAAGGAACUUGAGUUUGGAAGGCACGUUGUGGAUUUGAGCGAGUUGAUUCAGGAGUCAGUGGAGAAGAUGAGUUACGAAGGAGCUAGGGUUAGGCAAUGGGAUAUGAGUUGGGGGCUUUCAGGGAAGGCUAAAGGAGGUGACUUGGUUCUUAAAUUAGGGUUUCAGAUCAUGGAGAAAGACGGUGGAGCUGGGAUUUACGGUAAACAAGGUGAAUUUGGGAUAAAACCGACUAGUAAAGCUAAGAAUUUCUCUGGUUCCUUCGCGCGAAAGCAAUCGAAGACGUCGUUUAGUGUUCCGAGCCCGAAGAUGACAAGCCGGAGCCAGGCCUGGACACCAGCGAGUGGCGUGGAGCCAGGAUCGGAUCUUCAAGGGAUGGAACAUUUGAAUCUGGAUGAGCCCGAGGAGAAACCGGUUCAGAAAACAGAGGAACCAGAACAGAGAGCCGAAGAAGAUGAGCAGGAGGAACCUGAUUUUGAAGUUGUGGACAAGGGAGUCGAGUUUGAUGACGACAUAGAAACUGAGAAAUCUUAUGGAACCGUUGGUGAAAGAUCCGUUGAGAUGAAGGAACAACAUGUUAAUGUUGAUGAUCCUCGGCACAUAAUGAGACUUACAGAGCUUGAUUCGAUUGCAAAACAGAUCAAAGCGCUCGAAUCAUCGAUGAUGAAAGACGAGAGUGAUGGAGGAGACGGUGAAACAGAGUCACAAAGGCUAGAUGAAGAGGAACAAACGGUGACAAAGGAGUUUCUUCAGUUGCUUGAGGAUGAAGAAACCGAAAAGCUCAAAUUCUACCAGCACAAAAUGGACAUCUCCGAACUGCGGUCUGGCGAAUCCGUAGACGAUGAAUCAGAGAAUUACCUCUCAGAUCUCGGGAAAGGUAUUGGUUGUGUUGUUCAAACAAGAGACGGUGGUUACUUAGUUUCUAUGAACCCUUUCGACGCGGUCGUCAUGAAGAAAGACACGCCUAAGCUCGUUAUGCAAAUCUCGAAACAGAUUGUGGUACUACCAGAAGCCGGACCAGCGACUGGAUUCGAACUAUUUCAUAGAAUGGCGGGUUUGGGUGAGGAAUUAGAGUCGAAGAUAUCUUCGCUUAUGGCGAUAGAUGAGCUAAUAGGGAAAACAGGGGAGCAAGUUGCUUUCGAAGGAAUUGCAUCAGCAAUUAUACAGGGAAGGAACAAAGAGCGAGCGAACACGAGCGCAGCGCGGACUGUUGCAGCUGUUAAAACGAUGGCUAAUGCGAUGAGCAUCGGAAGAAGGGAAAGAAUAAUGACCGGAAUCUGGAACGUGGAGGAGAAUCAAAUGACGUCGGCAGAGGAGGUUUUAGCCGCCUCUUUACAGAAACUAGAGGAAAUGGUGAUUGAAGGACUAAAGAUUCAAGCUGACAUGGUGGAGGAUGAUGCUCCUUUCGAGGUUUCUGCUGCCAAAGGUCAGAAGAAUCCACUCGAAACGACCAUUCCGCUUGACGAGUGGCAAAAGGGGAAUCGAAAGCAGAAAACGCUAACGGUUUUGGCGACAGUACAGCUCCGGGACCCGACAAGGAGAUAUGAGGCGGUGGGAGGGACAGUGGUGGUAGCGGUGCAAGCGGAAGAGGAGGAAGAGAAAGGGUUAAAGGUAGGAAGUUUGCACAUUGGCGGAGUGAAGACAGAUGCAACUGAGAAGCGGAGGCUCACGGCGGCGCAGUGGCUUGUGGAACACGGAAUGGGGAAGAAAGGGAAGAACAAGAGUAAUGUAAAGAAGAAGGACAAGGGAGCAGAGGAGGAGGCAAUAUUGUGGAGCUUGUCAUCUAGAGUUAUGGCAGAUAUGUGGCUCAAAUCUAUAAGGAACCCUGAUGUGAAAUUGCAUAGCUGAUCUUGGAGAUAUUCAUAUUAUACAAUAUAAGAUGCAUUUGUUUAUUCUAUGUUUUGUAUAUUAUUCAAGAGUUUCAACUUACCUUCCACCAACCAAUAGUAAAAUUUGUUUUACCAAAAA
Molecule: messenger RNA, 2762 nt
Organism: Camelina sativa (false flax)
Lineage: Eukaryota; Viridiplantae; Streptophyta; Magnoliopsida; Brassicales; Brassicaceae
Source: RefSeq, a predicted model, not a curated record